This is a messenger RNA of Liolophura sinensis, 975 nucleotides long. RefSeq lists its product as uncharacterized. The transcript is spliced from 6 exons. The annotation marks the transcript as partial. NCBI's taxonomy places the organism in Eukaryota, Metazoa, Mollusca, Polyplacophora, Chitonida, Chitonidae. Gene Ontology annotation, molecular function: protein binding. The record is from RefSeq and is a predicted model, not a curated record.
AUGCAAAGAGAAGUACCAGUGGUCUUGAACAAGACUAGUGAACUGGAGAAAGUGCUACAAGAAACUAAAGAAUCACUGUCAGGAGUUACGAGGCUGUACAAUAAGAAACAGGAAACCCAGGAACUUCACACUCAAGAGAUAGAAAGGGCUUAUUGUGAAGCCUUGGAAGCCUUACAAGCCUGGAAACAACAGUCCUUGGAUGGCAUAAAAACACGCUAUUCACAGUGGGGUGUGGAGUGUAGCGCUAUACUCAAACAUUUCCAGUUACAUUCCCAGGAAAUGGAGAGGAUGGUACAGGCUUCCAAAGAUUUAUUAGCCUCAAUGGACAUCGAGUUUUUACAGGGUUCCACGGACUUCACCAAAACAAUUGAUGACCAGCUGAAUGAGAUAAGAGCAGAUCUGGAGAAACAUGAGGUCAGCAGACAGAAGCUUCUAGAUUCUGUACAACAUGACCACGUUGUCCCUAGACAGGUGACUGUAAAAGAGACAGUGGAAGAACGUCAGGACAUAGAAGCAGCGGUCGGUGGGCAACCCCUAUGUGUUACAAAGCCGACGCUGAGAUUCACAGAGACAGACGACAGGAAGCUGAGAAUCAUUGACAGCGGCUGUGUGGUAGAGGCUGAGGGCUUGUACGAGGAUGAGAGGUGGAGGAGAGCUGUGACAGACGGGCGUUACCAGACGGGCAGGUACUACUGGGAGAUAUACAUCACUUGUUCACAUGACUGUUACUGUUACUGUCGUGUAGGAGUCACACAGGAGAGCUGUGGUGUGAGUGAGGAGACAGACCCUGGCCGUAACUCCUGGUACAUUGGGAUGGCGUACCGUGGUGAUAAGGUCGAGUGUUAUAGUGACUGUGGUGGUGAGGUCAAACCUGACUAUCUACAGGACAGACGUUACACACGACCUCAUCACCUGGGUGUGUACCUGGACUGUGAUGACCAAACACUGACAGUCCUGGACUGUGACAACAACCAG